This is a messenger RNA of Aspergillus campestris IBT 28561, 882 nucleotides long. RefSeq lists its product as uncharacterized. The record is from RefSeq and is a predicted model, not a curated record. Lineage: Eukaryota; Fungi; Ascomycota; Eurotiomycetes; Eurotiales; Aspergillaceae. The transcript has 4 exons. The coding region runs from base 1 to 882 and encodes 293 amino acids.
AUGGCCUGUGAAGGAGAACACAUACAACUUCCGCCAUCAAAGGUCCUCAGCUCUCCCAAUUUCGUUGUCCAAGACUCUGAAGUGCUGGCGCGCGCUAAGGCGCAGCAUUACGCCGGAAUCCCCAUAUGUUCGACCGCCACCUGUUGUUUUCGAGGAGAUGGGCCUUUUUGUCAAGUGGGAAACUCUGUCAAGAUAUCCGAAGCUCAGUGCCUAUAUGCCAUUCGUCGAUUUGUUAAAGGCGAUGUACCUGUGCCCGAAGUAUAUGGCUGGCGCACCGACGGAGAUUUAAGAUACAUUUACAUGGAGUAUGUGAAGGGAACACAUCUUGACCGAGUAUGGUCAACCAUGCGACAUGAGGACAAAGUUGUCAUCUGUCGCGAACUCAGGACAAUCUUCCAGCGCCUACGCCAGGUCGAACAGGACCCAGAGGACCUAUUCAUAGGUGCGAAUAUCCUGCGUACCCUGUGGAUAACUGAUUGCCUAAUUAACGUGAGCUAUAUGCAUGAAGCAGGACCGUUCACUACCGUUCGCGACUUUCAUGACUGGUUUACAUUUCUUUGCCGAAGACCCAUGCCAGAUCCGUACUCCGUUCCAGUGGAACCAUUUCGCUAUGACCUCCCGGACGACUGUGCAAUUAAGUUCACUCAUGGUGAUCUCCAUCCCAGUAAUAUCAUUGUUAUCCGCUCCGCCCCUCAUCAUACCCUGGCGAUUAUCGACUGGGAGCAAUCUGGUCUGCUUCCCGAAUACUGGGAAUCCUGCAAGGCGCAAUAUACCUAUUUUAGAACCAAGGAUUGGUCGACGACCUAUCUGCCCAUGAUCUUGGUUCAGUUUGCUAGUACUUGGGGUCCAUGGGACUACUACACGAUGUCAAUGGGACCUUAA